AUGGUAGACCAGCAGAAGCUUCUCCUCCUGUGGGCAUGGAUGUUGCUGGUGGCAGCUCUGUGCCCAGGUGCCCUAUGUAAACGUGGGGGUGGAUUCAGGGGCUGGGGAAAGGGUACAGGGAGCCAUGGCUCUUCCAGGCAGGGGCUGAAGAUGGCAGGGGCAGCAGCGGCCAGGGCACUAGGUGGGGCUGCCAUUGUGGGGUCACUCGGUAGGCCAAGAAAUUGCUACAGGGGAAGUGGGUAUGGCUACAACACAGACUCAUCUUCAGAGGACAUGAGAUUCCACUAUCCUGAAGGUCAAGGUCUUCACAACCAGUCUGACUGGCGUCGCUACAGAAACGCUGCUGGCCCCGGACCUGGACCCAUGAGUAGCAUCCUCCUCACACUGGAAUCAAUGGUGCCUUUCUUCUUAGGGGACUGGAUAAGGGGAAUCUAGUCAUAAACCAUUUCCUUGGAAGUGGAGAUCAUCAGAAUUGCUGGGCCAAAAGACUAGAGUGGACUGAAUUCAAAUAAAUGUCAGGGAGGGGGUUUGUAUAUUAUUAUGUUGUAAAAUCAUGUGUCCCAGACUGUCAAACUGGACUGUGCUAGAUCCUUUUUCAGCUUUAUAAACUGUAAUAGCUGGAUGAACUUAAGUAGCAUGUUGAAAAUAAUGAAUUUUACCAUUAACAUCUA
Messenger RNA from Oncorhynchus mykiss (rainbow trout), 671 nucleotides. RefSeq names its product shadow of prion protein 2 (gene sprn2). NCBI's taxonomy places the organism in Eukaryota, Metazoa, Chordata, Actinopteri, Salmoniformes, Salmonidae. The record is from RefSeq and is a predicted model, not a curated record.